Molecule: messenger RNA, 285 nt
Organism: Eurypyga helias (sunbittern)
Lineage: Eukaryota; Metazoa; Chordata; Aves; Eurypygiformes; Eurypygidae
Gene: SELENOM
Product: selenoprotein M
Exons: 2
Coding region: 7-285 (92 amino acids)
Cellular component (GO): endoplasmic reticulum lumen
Molecular function (GO): oxidoreductase activity
Source: RefSeq, a predicted model, not a curated record
CUGGAGAUGAAGCACCUGCCCGGGGCAGACCCUGAGCUCGUGCUCCUCAGCCAUCGCUAUGAAGAGCUGGAGAGAAUCCCCCUGAGUGACAUGACCCGGGAGGAGAUCAACCAGCUGGUGCAGGAGCUGGGCUUCUACCGCAAGGAGAUGCCUGAUGCCCCUGUGCCUGAGGAGUUCCAGUUCGCCCCUGCCAGGCCUCUGCCUACCCUACCACCCCAGCAAGCUCGCACUGCUGAUGGCAAGAUCCCACCUGAACGCUAUGAGGGAGAACACCCAGACCUCUAG